Messenger RNA from Ochlerotatus camptorhynchus, 4472 nucleotides. It is a transcript of the gene Vps8, whose product is annotated as vacuolar protein sorting 8. Gene Ontology annotation, molecular function: protein binding. The transcript is spliced from 4 exons. Lineage: Eukaryota; Metazoa; Arthropoda; Insecta; Diptera; Culicidae. Gene Ontology annotation, biological process: endosomal vesicle fusion; vesicle-mediated transport; protein targeting to vacuole. Gene Ontology annotation, cellular component: late endosome; HOPS complex. Bases 184 to 3957 code for a protein of 1257 amino acids. The record is from RefSeq and is a predicted model, not a curated record.
AUAAUCGCAAAAAUUCAAUCAAAAUACGUGUGUUCUCUUACGGGUGGUGACGAAACCGAACCGCAGUUAUUUAAUAUUCCUUCUGUCUUUCUCGGAGAUACAUUUAAUCAACGAAUCGAGGCCAUGGCAUUCUGGCUUUAGGCGAUCCGCUAAACAAAGAAGCAUCUUCCGUCAACAUCUAUCAUGAACAACUUGAAAGCCCCGUCGCUACACUCCCUGCUCGAGUCUGAUCAUGGAUCAUCGAACGACAGUCUGCUGGCCGAAUCACUGCAGCUGGAUAUCGAAGAGCUGGACGAUGAAGAGUAUUCCAUUCCUGCUGUGGAUCAGCUCCCAACGCUGGAGAGUGUUCUCAGCGAAAUCGAUAGUGACCUGGAAAGCGUUUCGGCGCUCGGUAGGACGGUCGUUGAUGGUGCAACGACGAAUGGGCGCGGUGGAGAUUUGGGAUCAACACCGACCCCUUCGAUGGCCGAGGAUUACAUGCGAAUGGAGUCGAUUCUGAGGCAUGUGGUGUUACAAGGAGUUACGGCACAGGUUACAUCCGCGGUGGAGCGCGUCGAUGCUGGGCUGGCCACGUCAUGCACGAUUUCGCAGAUGAUUGCCGUAGGGACAUCGCAUGGGCACAUUUUGGCGUUCGAUUGUUCCCAAACUUUAAAGUGGUGCUGUCAGGAUGGAGUCUCGCAAGGAGCGGUUUCGGCAUUGGCAUUCAAUGAGGAUAACACAAGAUUGCUGGCUGGUUUUGCCAGAGGGGGUAUACUGAUGAUUGAUACUCUUACGGGAGACGUGAUUCGGACGUUGAAUGAGGUGAUAACACCGAAUACGGGGGUGUUGCACCUAAAAUGGACGAACAAGCCGGCGUUGGCGCUUUGUUCGGAUUCCGGUGGAUCGGUGUGGAGUCUGAGCUUUACGAGACGGCUUGGAAUUCGUGGCUGUGAUUCUCGUUGCUUGUUCAGUGGAGCUCGCGGGGAGGUUUGCACGGUGGAACCACUUUUACUGGGGGACGAGGAACACCCGUUGAAAAACUAUACUCUGGUAGCAUUGGCGACGCUGAGCAAAUUUUUCGUCGUGAUGAUCCGUCCCAGACUGAAGGUGAUCAAAUUUCAUCCAAUGGCUGGAUAUCCGGAUUGUUUACCACUGCUCGCGUGGCAAAUGGUGCUGAUACAAGCUGCUGACUCUUCGCGAACCAUUGAUCCGGUUUUGGCAGCAGCUCGCGGAGCUGAUUUAUAUUUCCAUCAAAUCAGCUACUGUAAUGGACGAAUUUCACUCAUCUUCCUGCGACACAUCCAUCUGGGAUAUAAUUUGCUGGCUUUGCACUGGCUUGGGCCCAAGACGAUCGCCUGUCUGGACACCAUGGAAAUGCUUCAUCUGUCUGAUGUUCGUACCAAUAAGGAAUUGGAAUCGAUCGAUCUGUCCAACGUUGGGCUGAUGUACAAUUCCGCCCAGUUCAAGGGAUUAGCCACCGGGGGAAACGUGUCACCGGCUCUUGCGCUGGCUGGCGGAUCGGCUUGUUAUAAUACAGUUAUCUCGCAGGGCAGCCAGCUCUAUCUACUUGCCGGCAAGAGUCUGCACGGGGUAAGUGCAAGGGCUUGGAGCGAUCGGAUUUCCUAUCUGACGUCGAUGCAGCGCUGGGAAGAAGCCAUCGAACUGGCUGUGGACGGUUACCGGGCUGCGGCAGGUCGCCAUCGUCGGCUUGCGGUGGCCAAGGAGCGAAUCCUGCGGAUGUUUGACGAAUAUUUAAAUGCAACAAGGAAGACGCCGGAACUGUGCCUCGAAGCGAUGGUGGCUUGUCUGAUCGAGAUCAAUGAGAAGAACCUCCUUUGGCAAGAGCUAUACGAUCGCCUUCCCACCACGGACCACUACAUGACCAUCAUUGCGCGGCACAUCGAAAGCGACGAUUUGAGUUCGAUUGCCCCCUCGGUGGCACAGGUUCUUUGUGAUUAUUUUCUGCAAAAACGGGACAUCAACCGGUUGGAAAAUCUCAUCCUCAAGCUGGAUUGGCAGUGCUUGGAUCUGCACCAGGUCCUCACCAUCUGCCGCAAGGAGAAGCUCUAUCGAGCGCAGAUGUAUCUCAAUACCAAAGCACUGUCAGAUUACGCGGUCUCACUGACGGAUUUGAUUCCGAUCAUUCACGAACGUGAUGAUCCCCAUCUGGGCAAUUGCCUGCUGGUGUACGUGUCCAGUUGCCUCGCCGGUCGGGGCUAUCCCACUGGGGACAUUGCACCGGAGAUGAUUGCCACGGUGAAGCAUGAAGUGCUGCGCUGUCUGACCGUGAUUCAUUCGAAAAAUGCUCCCGAAGGCGAACUUCCCUACCCAUAUCUGAGAACGCUUCUCGAGUUCGAUACACGUGAAACGCUGAAUGUGAUUUCCCUCGCGUUCCAGGAGAAGGAAUUUAACGGAGAACUGGGAUUGUCCCAGCGUCAGCGGAUAAUCAACAUUCUGCUGGAAAUACUCACCCCGGAGCAUGCCAGUUGGUCUCAGAUCGGAUGCUUGUUAAACUUCAUCGCCCAGCAGAUUGCCUCCCGCCAACUUCCGGAGAAUGACCUCCUGCUGGAAAAAGUAAUCACCUACCUGGCCAGACAAAGUGAGGAAAUUGCCGUUGGUCGAAUGACCAGGAGAGAGCAUUCCGAACAGGAACAGACCUGGCUGGAACUGCUCCGUUCCAACUGCCUUAGUCACAUUUCGAACGAGGAACUGCUGGAAGUUUCCCGCCAGGGUCGGUGCUAUCGAGUCACGGAAUACAUCCUGGAACAGCUCGAACGGUAUGAGGAAAUUUUCGACUGCUAUCUGCUUGACGAGUUCCGGCACGCCGAGCUGUUCCACUACAUUAGUCAGUACAGCGAGGACGGACGGAGAAAAGUGCUGCCGCUGUUUAUCAAAAAUUUCCAACAGAUUUUGGACAUCAAUUGCGAGCAAACGACGCGGGUCGCAACGGAUCAUUUUAUGCGGCAUUUGAAUCAACUCCUGCAAUUGCUGGAAGAUUCUCCUGAAAGGCUGUUUCACUUCCUGCGACAGCUUAUCAAGCAGGGAGUGCAGCUGGAAACACGUGACUGCGAAAAGUAUCUGGAGCUGCUGUGUCACUACCAACCGGAGGAGGUGAUUGAGUUUCUGAAAUCGAACGACUCCUAUCGGUUGGAUUUCGCCGUUGGCACAAUCAAGGGCCAUGGGAUGAAUACGGCACUGAUCUAUCUGUACGAAAAGCAGGGUGAUUACCAGUCUGCGUAUGCCGUGGCGGUGGAAGCGCUCAGAGACGCUCCGGAGAGCACCGCGGAGAUGUGUGCCUUGCAGGUUUCCGGCUUAUGCUCCCGUGCCUCCUCCGUCCUGUCGGAAGCCGAACGCCAAGAACUGUGGUUCUCCCUGUUGAAGAUCGUCCUCUCCCGGACCGAUCUAACGCAGAUCACGAAAAACAUUCUGCACGCGGCGAGCGAGUUUGUCGACCUGGCAAAACUGGUCCAGCUGGUGUUGACUUCCGGUACGAAAACCGGCAACUUUGGCGACAUCAAACACGUCCUCAUCGGUAUGCUCUCGAAUUCGGCCUACGAAACUGUACUGCUGGAAACCACCUCCCGCAUUCUGGGACGGGACCUGCACGCCAUUCUCGCCAGGGAACGUCGCUUUGCUCGGAAAGGACUCUGCGUGAAAUCCAUCAAGUGCACCAUCUGUCGUUGUAAACUUUACAACGCUGCCAAGGAUGCGGUCGUGGUCUUUGGCAACUGUGGUCAUGCACUGCAUAAAGAUUGCGCCAGUCGAUACUGCACCGUAGCAACGGAUUCUCCAUCAACCGAGGCUAACAGCGUGACCAAAUUGAGAUGCCCUCGGUGCGACGUAGUCAUCAGUGAACGGGAAUCGGUCAGGACUUCCGAGUGUCGUGCGGAUCUGAGCUCGGUCGACGUGCACAGAGAAGCUGGAACGACCGAUCCCAGUGCACUGAAACUGAGUGCUCCCCCGAGGAUCGGACUGUAGUGCUCUUGAAAUGAUCUCUUAAAUAUUCUGCUUUGCUGUUUCUUCGAUGUGGAUUAUUUCCUACUCCUAAUCAAGCAGCAUUUGCCAUCUUCUUGACCCUGACGAGCGCCAGGCCGCGGACGGACGGGGUAAGUUUUUAAAGACUACUGUAUUACAUUCUGCUAUUACUAACUAGCUGUGAAACGAUGAUUUCGCUGAUUUUAACCAACGUUUAGCAUUUCUGUUGCCAAUCAAGAUAUGAAAGCAAAUACUGAGCAAAGAUUAUUUAGCAAUAUCUAUCCUACUUUGUAAGUGGAAAAUUAUCUAGGUUUAUUUAAAACUAUCAUGAUUAUUUAUGAAUUCUACGCAUCCUAUUUAGGUGAAUUUAAUAACGAAAACUUCUAACAUUCAGUAAGCUAAUGAGAACUAUAUCCAGUCGACUAAUGAAUAUUAGAGUAACCGAUAAUAUAUUGAACAAUGUUAGUCCAAAUUGCAGUUUAGGGAAAGAAAACCCGUGUCGUGUUUUGUAAACCGGA